Molecule: messenger RNA, 1396 nt
Organism: Python bivittatus (Burmese python)
Lineage: Eukaryota; Metazoa; Chordata; Lepidosauria; Squamata; Pythonidae
Source: RefSeq, a predicted model, not a curated record
UCCUCCCUCUUCCCAAGCCUCGCUGUGGCGGAGGGAUUUUGGGUGAUUAUGUCAUCGAAAGGACAAAACUCUUCAGUGCCUCUGCAGUGCAGUAACAGCAAUAAAGUCCUGGAGAUGGUCCAGACUAAACGCCUUUUAAGCACGAAUGGAGUAAAGCACAGGAAGAAGUUGUUCAACCGAGACCCGCCCUUCCGCCAGGCUCUCUCUCCCAACAUGGAGAUCCUCGAAGCUAUUAACACACUGGAAAACAGAAUGCUAAUGCUGGAUGGGAUGCCUGCAGUCAGAGUCAAAACGGAGCUGCUGGAAUCAGAACAAGGGUCUCCCAACGUUCAUAAUUACCCAGAUAUGGAAGCCGUGCCCCUCUUGCUGAACACCAUGAAGGCAGAUCCGGAAGAAGAGGCCUUGUGCACAGACCAUUUCCAGACGCAGACUGAGCCAGUGGACUUGUCAAUAAACAAGGCCCGGUCCUCCCCUCUCGCUGCUUCAUCUUCACCAGUAUCCAUCACAGCGUCAGCAUUGUCCCCCUCUUCGACUUCAACGUCUUCUAGUCGGCCAGCUUCAUCCCCAACGGUAAUAACAUCCGUGGCCUCAGCGGCGUCGGCACCAUCGGUAUUAACUCCGGGCCCGCUUGUGGCAUCUGCCUCUGGUGUUGGAGGGCAACAAUUUUUGCACAUAAUCCACCCGGUCCCACCUUCAAGCCCCAUGAACCUGCAGACCAACAAAAUGAGUCACGUACACCGCAUUCCAGUGGUGGUGCAGUCAGUGCCGGUGGUCUACACUGCGGUGAGAUCGCCAGGGAAUGUCAACAACACUAUAGUAGUACCGCUGCUAGAGGACGGGAGAAGUCAUGUCAAAGCACAAAUGGACCCACGCGGCCUGUCUCCCAGGCAAAUUAAAAGCGACAGUGACGAUGAUGACCUGCCCAAUGUGACUUUGGAUAGCGUGAACGAAACUGGAUCCACGGCCCUCUCAAUCGCCAGAGCCGUUCAAGAAGAGAGCAUGUGGGGCUGUGCCAGGUCAUCAGUUAACCCUUUUCGUUUUUUCAACUCCAGUUCAAUUUCACCGUUUAGUAUUGAGAGCACAAGACGUCAGAGAAGGUCUGAAUCGCCCGACUCCCGAAAGCGCCGGAUCCACAGGUGCGAUUUCGAAGGGUGCAAUAAGGUUUACACGAAAAGCUCCCACCUGAAGGCUCAUCGGAGGACACAUACAGGAGAGAAACCAUACAAAUGCACCUGGGAAGGCUGCACGUGGAAAUUUGCUCGCUCAGAUGAACUGACAAGGCACUACCGCAAACACACGGGAGUGAAGCCGUUCAAGUGUGCAGACUGUGACCGAAGCUUUUCCCGUUCAGAUCACUUGGCACUGCACCGCCGAAGGCACCUGUUGGUCUGAAAAA